This is a messenger RNA of Nanorana parkeri, 1215 nucleotides long. Its product is annotated as monocarboxylate transporter 13-like. The record is from RefSeq and is a predicted model, not a curated record. The annotation marks the transcript as partial. The transcript has 3 exons. Lineage: Eukaryota; Metazoa; Chordata; Amphibia; Anura; Dicroglossidae. Gene Ontology annotation, biological process: transmembrane transport; monocarboxylic acid transport. Gene Ontology annotation, molecular function: monocarboxylic acid transmembrane transporter activity.
CGGCGCGUCGUCAUCCUGGGCGGGAUCCUCUCCUCUCUGGGGAUGCUCCUCGCUUCCUUCUCCACCGGACUCUACCAACUCUACCUCAGCAUAGGGGUCGUGUCAGGUCUCGGCUGGGCGUUGAUAUUCUCCCCCUCCAUGGCGGCGGUGACCUCCCACUUCUCGCGCAGGAGGACUCUGGCCACGGGCUUUGUGCUGACGGGCUGCGGGGUCUUCUCCUUCGCGCUGACGCCCCUCCUGCAGUUCCUGGUGGAGACGUUCUCCUGGCGGGGCGCCAUGCUCCUGCUCUCCGCCGUCACCCUUCAUUCGGUGCCUUGCGGGGCCCUCCUGCGUCCGCUCAGCUCGGGGCCCCCCCAGCCUCAGCGCUCCUUCCUGUGGGGGUGGGAGCUGCUCCGUGAUUGGUCCUUCAUGCGGUACUGCCUGGCCAUCACCCUCAUCAACGCCGCCUACUUUGUGCCCUACCUCCACCUGGUGGCCCACAUGCGGCUGAGGGGGGUGGGGGAGCGCCUGGCCGCGGUGCUGAUGUCCCUGGUGGGCGUGGCCGACGUGGCGGGACGCCUGUUCGCCGGUUGGCUGGCCGAUCUCACCCCGAAACGCGUCCUGCUCCACCUCAGCUUCUGGACCGGACUGACCGCCCUGGUCCUGGGGCUCCUCCCACUGGCGGGUAAUGAGGUGGGGAUGGGCGUGGCCGCCGUGGCCUAUGGAUUUAGCGCUGGGGCCCUGACCCCCGGCGUCUUCUCCUGCCUGCCCCUGGUGGUGGGAACGGAGAAGGUUCUCCCUGCACUGGGACUGCUGCAGAUGGUGGAGAGUGGUGAUGAUGUCACCACUCCCCGUAUCUCUCCUCCAGGCUGGCUCCGGGAUUGGACGGGAGAUUUCUCCAUCUCCUUCAUCAUCUGUGGCGUCUUCCUCAUCCUCGGAGCCAUCAUCAUCCUCACCCUCCCCGGAGCCCUCUGCAGGCGCAGCCAAUCAGAGAGCAGGAUUCCACAAAGCGCCAACGGACCGGCGGCCAAAGAGAGACUGAUCGUGACCAAUGGCACCAGCUGGGCGGGGCAUCCAUCGCUGGUGGAAUAUAGGGGCGGAGCCAAUCUACCUCCAUAUGUCAUGUCUUCAUCAGAGCUCAGGGAACCGUGCCUUAGUACAGCCGGCACUGGCCCCGCCCCCUGCGCUGUGACAUCAUCACACACCGCUAACACUGAGCUCCCAUGUCAUCAAUAA